This is a messenger RNA of Rotaria socialis, 1848 nucleotides long. The record is from the annotation of a GenBank genome assembly. NCBI's taxonomy places the organism in Eukaryota, Metazoa, Rotifera, Eurotatoria, Philodinida, Philodinidae.
AUGUUUCUAAAACUUCUCUUUAUUGGUAUUUUAACGCUUCCGCCCAAUGUUCAUAGUCUUUGUUAUUCGAAUUUAUCCCAAACAUGGAUAUGUGAUAGUUACUAUGCAUUAAAUACAACUACAGCACGUCGUAUCGAUUAUCAAAGUGUUUUACUUUAUGAAAAAUUUGAAAAUCUGUUUGUUAAAAAUGAUCAUUGGUCAAUAUUCAUAAUUGACCAAUACCCGUCGACACUUCAACUGUUAAAUGCAAGUAAUAAUAAAAUUCAAACAAUAAUUAUAACACCACAGAAUCGGUAUAGAUCGAAUCUUCGUCAAUUAAUAUUGGAAUCGAAUAAUAUUCGACAAUUCAACAGUGAUACAAUUAUUUUACCUCAAUCAUUAGAGAUAAUCUCAUUAGCAAACAAUCUUUUAGAAGUUCUUGAUGCUCGAAUUUUUUCUGAUUUGAAAAAAUUGAUUAAACUAGAUCUGAAAAAUAAUCAAUUAAAACGUGUGCUGCCCGAAUUAUUACUGAAUAUAAAGAUUGAUCUGAAUAAUAAUCCACUCAAUUGUCAAUGUACAACUGAAUUUUAUCGAAGAAUAUGCGAAAAAUCCACAAAUCUAAAGCAAUCUGCGAGUGAAAAUAAUAACUGUAUGGCACCUUACUAUGAUCCUCAAAAAGUUGAUAGUCAUCCAGCAUCUUAUUUACGCUUUUCUAAAUUCACUCUUACCUGUCCAAUUGGCGCUCAGCCACCACCAAUGAUAAUUUGGUCAACACCUUUCGGCAAUUUAACAUCAAUCAAUUCAUCAAGUAUUGAUUUAAUUUUAUUCAAUAAUGAUCAACCCUUCUAUAGGAAAUUGAAAACGUUUGCUGGCCCAUUCAGUGCUCGUACACGACAUAUAUUCUAUGCAUUUAAUACAAAUCAAUUAUCCGUUACACAGGCACGUGCCAGUCUACAACAUUAUCUUUCAUGUUCCGGUAUAAAUAUGCUUGGAGUGUAUACACAUACAUUUGAUUUUGAUAUUGAUACAUAUGCCGAGAAACAUGCGUUAUGGAUCAUUGCUUUUACAAUGAGUUUUGGACUUUUCAUGUCACUUAUUGGUGGUUUAAUUUGUAUAAUAUUAAAACGAACAUAUUAUUAUCGUAGUGAUCAUUUGAAAACACCACCAGUAUAUCCAACCAUGGCACCAAAUAGUGCUGAGCGUACGCCACCGAAUUUUGAACUUAAUCAAUGGUUAUCAUCAGCAGCCGCAAAUAUAACUGAAACACUCGAACAAGUACGAGAUAAACUUCGUUUAGGUGUACAACAAGCCGGUGGAACAAUUCGACAAGCAGCUGAGACUUCCGCUGCUUAUCUUCAAUCAAUUCGUGUACAAACAUUAUCAUCUUUACGUAAUUCUGGUCACUUUAUGCGUGUUGGUAUGAAUAUGUUAACGACACAGGUCAAUUCUUUACGCGAUUAUUGUGGUAUGACAACUGGUAACCUAAUUCCAACGAAUUAUUUAUUACAGCAACAACAAUUUCAUAAUUUACAACAAUCAAAUUCAUCAGUAUUAUAUAUACAUAAUAAUCAAAUGCCAAUCAUUAAUGAAGGUAGAGAAUCCAUGAUUGAAUUGGAAUCAUUAAUGCCUUUUCAAUAUCGUUCACCUUACGCUGGGUAUAUAGCAUCAACAGUACUAGCAAAUGAAUCCGGUAUUGGUCAACUUGAUACAGCUGCUAAUUCAGCUCUAACAACAUUAAAUAAUUUUAAUCAAGAUACAGUAACUAUAGUAUAUGAUGAGAAUUUAAGAAUGCAGGGACACAUGAUUGGCGGAAUAGGAACGUUUCAUAAUCGACGACUUGAUGAACUUAUUAAUGAAUCCAAAAUAUGA